This is a messenger RNA of Aspergillus heteromorphus CBS 117.55, 650 nucleotides long. RefSeq lists its product as uncharacterized. The transcript has a single exon. The record is from RefSeq and is a predicted model, not a curated record. Lineage: Eukaryota; Fungi; Ascomycota; Eurotiomycetes; Eurotiales; Aspergillaceae. Bases 194 to 478 code for a protein of 94 amino acids.
ACUGGAUCUAGUCAAGUCGUAGGCGAGAAAGUUCCAUCCCGGUGCUUGGCAACCGAGAUAGUCUGGAAUUAGUGGCUUUUGGGCGAAUCCUUUCGAGCCCUGGUCAGUCUAUCCGCUAGCGACUCUCUCGCUACUAAAUUAUCAGAUGCCAAUGCCACUGGCCAGGGGGAAAGCGGAGAUUUCUGGCUGCAAGAUGCGCCCAGUAACAGGCCGCCUCCGCACGCAGCAUCAUGGCUCUCCCACUGCUGAAAUCACCGCGGGUGGAUCGGGUGGGGGUCUGGAAAGCGAAGGAAGGCCAGUCGAUGUAGGAAUCCUUCGUAAGGUUUCGAGGUACCAUUCGAAACUGCCGGUUGCAAUUGGACAAGCAUUGAUGCGGGAUUUUCGUAUGCAAGAAAAAAGGUUAUCCUGCCGCGAGCCUCGAGGGGAUCAGAUCAUCAGCGCCCGUCCGGACACCACCGCCGCAAGAGGAUGGACUUAGAGCCUUAGGGGCCUUAGAGGACUUUGACUUAGAGGACGGUGUGAUCCACCACUAGGGUCGAUCAGCAGCGCGCCGGUGGUUUGCCAUGCCCGGCAGUCCUGGUGUGUGGUGUGUAAAUGAAACGGACGAGGGCGAUGGUAGGAUUGACCGUUGUUUGGAUGGGUAGAAACUG